Messenger RNA from Lasiosphaeria miniovina, 186 nucleotides. RefSeq lists its product as uncharacterized. Gene Ontology annotation, cellular component: ribosome; mitochondrion. The transcript has 2 exons. Gene Ontology annotation, molecular function: structural constituent of ribosome. The record is from RefSeq and is a predicted model, not a curated record. Gene Ontology annotation, biological process: translation. Lineage: Eukaryota; Fungi; Ascomycota; Sordariomycetes; Sordariales; Lasiosphaeriaceae. The annotation marks the transcript as partial.
UUAAAAAAAAAAGCCAAGUCCCGCGUCAUCAUCGUGCGCCUCCUAUCGAUGGCCAUGACGGGCUACUUCUAUACCUUUACGCGGCCCAGAGUAGCGCGGCCGAUGAGCCUACUCAAAUAUGACCCGAUCGUGCGAAGGAGAGUCCUAUUCCUCGAGUCAAAGAAAAAGUUCACUGGUGGCAGGUGA